Didymodactylos carnosus is the source of this 1359-nucleotide messenger RNA. The record is from the annotation of a GenBank genome assembly. Lineage: Eukaryota; Metazoa; Rotifera; Eurotatoria; Philodinida; Philodinidae.
AUGUCAACAGCCAGUGAAUUUUUAAAAUCUAAGCAACCAAGAGUGGUUGUUCGACCAUCAUUAUCAUCAUCACCACCACCACCACAGAAGAGAUAUCCGAUUGCAGAACCAUCGGCAGCUUCAAACAACGUGCAACAAGUUAAUUUAGAUUUAAAAACAAUUCACGAAGUUCCAACAAAGUCGUCUUUUCGAUCAAAGAAAUAUAAACGAUUAAUUGGUUUGGCUAUGUGUUUAAGCUGUGUAAUGGGUGCAGCCGUUCCAUUUGUAAUUGUGUUUGGAGGCGGUAAAAAUACAGAUACUUCAGGAACAACGGUUUGUCGUACUUCUACGCAUACAACAACGACAGGUAAUUAUCGUAAGUCUAAAAUGAAUGACGAGCCUUUAACAUUUUAUUUCACUUCUCCAGCUGUAACCUGUACAUCAAUGAUCUCGUGGAAUUCAACCGGGAUCACAGUUGCAGGUGUUACUGGAAGUUCAGGCGCUACUUCAACUCUCAUAAACUAUCCGAAAGAUGUAGCUGUUGAUAGUUAUAUGGCUGUCUAUGUAUCAGAUUCAGAUAAUGCACGUAUUCAACGUUGGUCCGCCGGUGCAACAAUGGCCGACACGGUUGCUGGUACAACUGGUUCAGUUGGAAGUAGUUCAACCGAAUUCGCUGAACCUCGUGCCACAUUUAUUGAUUCAAAUAAUACUCUUUACGUAGCAGAUUUCUUUAAUUAUCGUAUACAGAAGUUCAGUUAUAAUUCAACGAUUGGAGUGACAGUAGCUGGAGUUGGAACUUCCGGUUCAGCAUACAAUCAAAUAAACGGAUGUUAUGGUGUCUAUGUUGAUGGAAAUGGUGCUAUCUAUUAUUCUGAUUAUAACAACCACCGUAUCAUGCGGUGGGAUGCUACAAGUUCAACAGGGGUGUUAGUUGUAGGCGGAAAUGGAGCUGGUAGUGCGUUAAAUCAGCUGAGUGGUCCUCAGAAAUUCGAUUUCGACCCAAACAAUUCAUCAAUUCUCUACAUUGCAGAUCAGAAUAAUCAUAGGAUACAAAUGUGGGCUUUGGGAGGUACAACGGGACGUACAGUAGCAGGUGGUAAUGGAUUCGGUAACGCCUUAAAUCAACUGGCUUACCCAUGGGACGUCCUCGCUGAUGUGCAGGGCUAUCUCUACAUUUCUGAUACUUAUAAUCAUCGUAUCCUGCAAUGGUUGAUCGGUGCUUCAAGCGGUGUAGUUCUUAUUGGCUCAAGUAGUCCUACAGCCGGUAGUGGAGCUGCAGAUUUGAAUUAUCCAAAUGGAAUUUUGUUUGAUUCGUACAGAAAUCUCUAUGUGGCUGAUUCAAAUAAUUUUCGUAUCCAAAAAUAUUUAUUUUGUACCUGA